UCCCGGUGACUAAUGGAGAAAAGUCAAGCGGCCGGACUGCUGACUUUGCCGUACCACCUCCGCCCCGUGGCCCUGGGAAUACCGACGGCCCUUCCCCGGCUGCCCGCGGGGGAUCCCUUCAGGGUCUCCCUGCGGCUGGAUCCCGCGUGCUGGGAGCCUGCGCGCCGGGGCUGUGCCCCGAGGCGGCCCUACCUGUCCCUGCCGCUGGAUGGCGCCUUCGAGCCCGCCUUCCUCCGCAAGCGCAAUGAGCGGGAGCGGCAGCGGGUGCGCUGCGUGAACGAGGGCUACGCGCGCCUCCGUGACCAUCUGCCCCGGGAGUUGGCGGACAAGCGGCUCAGUAAGGUGGAGACGCUCCGCGCCGCCAUCGGCUACAUCAAGCACCUGCAGGAGCUGCUGGAGCGCCACGCGCUGGGACCCGAGGGCUCAGACGACGCCAGCCCCCCUCGCCGGGCCCGGGAAUGCAACAGCGAUGGCGAAUCCAAGGCCUCAUCUGCGCCUUCGCCCUGCAGCGAGCCCGAGGAGGGCGGCAGCUAGCGGGCGACUCCGCCGCUGGAGCCCGGUCCAGGUCCAGGUCCAUGUGCCCUCCUAAGAUGGUCUGCAUUUUGAAUCUGCUUCAUUUAUUUCCCCCUCCAGGACUGAAUUUUAGGGAAAAGAAAUGAGUGAUUUGAGGAGGAAAAAAUUUUCCAUAUUCCUGUCAUUCUCUAUUCCCCCCACCCCCCACCCCUUAGUGGAUUUGGUUCCUGCAACUUAAAGUUGCUUGUUAAGGAAACUUUUCCCUGUACAAGCGUGCGUGUGUGCACCUCGUUUUUAAAGCAAUUAUUCCAGCAGGUCGGGGGAUCAUAACGAUACUGGAAUUUCUCACUGCCGACGCUGUGAGUAAAUCGUGUACAUCAAUAUCAAAAUCAUGUCAAUCUUAACCAAAGAAGAACUUUCCCCAAUAA
This is a messenger RNA of Erinaceus europaeus (western European hedgehog), 941 nucleotides long. It is a transcript of the gene ASCL4, whose product is annotated as achaete-scute family bHLH transcription factor 4. Gene Ontology annotation, molecular function: protein dimerization activity; DNA-binding transcription factor activity, RNA polymerase II-specific; RNA polymerase II transcription regulatory region sequence-specific DNA binding. The record is from RefSeq and is a predicted model, not a curated record. The transcript has a single exon. Lineage: Eukaryota; Metazoa; Chordata; Mammalia; Eulipotyphla; Erinaceidae. Bases 13 to 534 code for a protein of 173 amino acids. Gene Ontology annotation, biological process: regulation of transcription by RNA polymerase II; developmental process.